Molecule: messenger RNA, 225 nt
Organism: Monosiga brevicollis MX1
Lineage: Eukaryota; Choanoflagellata; Craspedida; Salpingoecidae
Exons: 2
Coding region: 1-225 (74 amino acids)
Source: RefSeq, a predicted model, not a curated record
AUGGCAAACAUCUUUCAUAUGGAUGGCAUGGUCAUCUUCGUGCUGCUGGUUAUCUGCACCUGUGCCUACAUGAAGCGCGUGCCACGACUCAAGCAAAUGUUCCUCAGCGAGAAGAAGGGCUUCUUUGGCGCAUUAUAUAAAGCUGCCGUGAUAGGAACGCGACUACAUCUCUUUGUCUCACUCACAGCCGCAGCAACGGGCUUCUAUUUGCUCUUCAUCAAGUGA